CCUUCGUCCUCGUCCUCGUCCUCGUCAGCUAAAACCAUCGCAAUGUCAGUAACUGGUGACCGCCUCUUGAUUCUCCCGACUCCUCCACGCGCUUCCUUCAUCUCAACACCUCGCUUCUCCCGCCUCCCGCUGAACCGUCCUCGUACCGGUUGCAUCACCUCCGUCAAUCGCUUCCGCGUCUUACCUCUGAGUCGUCAAUGGAAUCCGAUCGUCUCAACUCGCCGCCGACUCUUUCCCGUUCGUGCAAUCGACUCAGACCUCCCACACCAGAACAAAGAAUACGAAGAAUGGGACUCAUGGACAGCCAAAUUCUCCGGCGGAGCCAACGCCCCGUUUCUGAUGCUGCAGUUGCCACAGAUCAUCCUCAAUUCCCAGAAUCUUCUCGCCGGCAACAACACCGCCCUCUCCGCCGUCCCAUGGCUGGGGAUGUUGACUGGUUUGUUAGGGAACCUUUCGUUACUUUCUUAUUUCGCUAAGAAGAGAGAAAAAGAAGCUGCUGUGGUGCAAACCCUUGGAGUCGUCUCUACUUACGUUGUCCUUGUCCAGCUCACGAUCGCUGGAGCCAUGCCUGUGGAGUGUUUUGCUGCUACUUCUUCCGUUGUGGCGGUUGGUCUGGUGUUGAAUUGUUUGUUCUGUUUCGGUAAGAUUGGGACAGCUGUGUGGGGAUUGUGGGAAGACUUUAUCACUGUUGGUGGGCUCUCUGUUCUUCCUCAAAUCAUGUGGUCCACUUUUGUCCCUAUGGUACCGAACAGUAUCUUGCCGGGAACAACUGCUUUUGUUAUUGCUGUAGCGGCUGUGAUUAUGGCUCGAACCGGGAAACUCCCAGAGGAAGGUGUUAGAUUUGUUGCUUUAUCUGGAUGGACAGCGACACUUAUGUUCAUGUGGAUGCCAGUUUCCCAAAUGUGGACAAACUUAAACCCAGACAACAUAAAAGGCUUAUCACCAAUCACAAUGGUACUUGCGAUGAUGGGGAACGGGCUUAUGAUCCCACGAGCGCUAUUUAUCCGCGAUCUGAUGUGGUUCACCGGUUCAAUAUGGGCGACUCUCUUUUAUGGAUAUGGAAACAUUCUGUGCUUAUACAUGUUAAACUGCACCAGCAAGUCAUUCUUUGCGGCGGCCACGAUUGUUUUGAUCUCAUGGAUAGGACUUGCUUUGUGGAGAGAUGCAAUAGCCUAUGGUCACAACUCGCCGUUUAGAUCACUAAAGGAGCUGGUGUUUGGGCCAUAACUCGACAGAGAUGAAACGCCGUUUACUUCAAGCUAGCAAGUACAUAGGGAUUGGAUUACUUGUUUGUGUCAAGGACCAAGUCCAUUACAUUAUGUCCAAGUUCCUGUAUAUAAAACGCAUACUCAAUGCUUAGUUGCUUACUAUUAUUACUUUCAUUGAAUCAUACUAAUGUACUAAUAAUAAUAGUUUCCAUUGGUUUUA
Messenger RNA from Raphanus sativus (radish), 1428 nucleotides. Its product is annotated as maltose excess protein 1, chloroplastic. Gene Ontology annotation, molecular function: maltose transmembrane transporter activity. The record is from RefSeq and is a predicted model, not a curated record. NCBI's taxonomy places the organism in Eukaryota, Viridiplantae, Streptophyta, Magnoliopsida, Brassicales, Brassicaceae. Gene Ontology annotation, cellular component: chloroplast envelope.